AUGAUGCGCCCCAACUUCUUAGUCAUUGUUGCCGACGACUUGGGCUUCAGUGACUGUAGCUGCUUCGGUUCCGAGAUCCAAACUCCCAAUAUUGAUGCACUUUCUCGGGAACAGAAUGCCCUUCGCUUCACAAACUUCCAUGUGGCGGCAGCGUGCUCGCCAACUCGAUCGAUGCUGAUGACCGGGACUGAUCACCACAUCGCAGGCCUGGGAGAGUUGGCCGAGUUUACUCGUAGCUCUGUUGCACACCAGGGUCAGCCUGGUCAUGAAGGAUACUUGAAUGAGCGCGUUGUGGCUCUUCCAGAGCUCCUGAAAGACGGUGGCUACCACACGAUGAUGGCCGGAAAGUGGCAUCUGGGCUUGAAACCUCAGCACUAUCCUAUCCGUCGCGGCUUCAACAAGUCUUUUGCCCUUCUGCCUGGCUGUGCCAACCACUAUGGCUACGAGCCCCAGUACGAGGAACAGGACCACGCAGACCGUUUCUUCGAAACGGCCACUCGAGCUUUGCAUGUCGAGGACAGCCAGAUUGCUCAACUCCCGAAAGACUUUUAUUCUUCGGAUGCUUAUGCAUCCAAGCUGAUCGAGUACCUCUCCGGCCGAGACGAUGGUGAAGCCAAGAAGCCAUUCUUCGCCUAUCUUCCGUUUUCCGCGCCACACUGGCCACUGCAGGCUCCGAAAGAUGUGGCAGACAAAUACAAAGGCAUGUACCAACAUGGACCGCAAGUUCUGAAAUCCGAACGUAUCGAGCGUCUCAAGAAGCUUGGUCUCGUUGACAAGGACGUCGUUUCGCACCCGAUCGUGCGCGUCGGCGAGCAGGAGUCUCAACAGUGGGAAGACUUGCCCCAAGACACAAGAGACAGCUCUGCCAGGGCAAUGGAGGUAUAUGCAGGCAUGGUAGAUCGGAUGGAUUGGAAUAUUGGUCGCGUUGUUGAACAUCUUCGCAAGACGGGCGAAUAUGACAACACCAUGAUCCUGUUCAUGUCGGAUAACGGAGCUGAAGGAGCUUCGUAUGAAGCACAACCAAUCAUGGGAGAUAAGGUGGCGGCCCACAUUGCCAAGUACUACAACAAUUCUCUAGAGAACAUUGGUCGAGGUGACUCGUUUGUGUGGUAUGGUGCACUUUGGGCACAAGCUGCGACUGCACCAUCGAGGCUGUUCAAGAUGCACUCAACAGAAGGUGGGUGCCGGGUGCCACUUGUUGUCAAACCUCCCAAGGGCACAGCGACUUCGACUGCGCGUAUUACCAAGGCAUACUGCACCGUCAUGGACAUCGUACCAACCUUUUUGGAGAUGGCUGGUCUGAGGCACCCAGGGACACAUUACAAGGGCCGAGAGAUUGCCAAACUGCGAGGAAAAAGCUGGCAGCCAUAUUUGCAAUCUAUCCAGAUGGCAGAAGGUGAGAAGAGGCGCUGCACAGAUGAGGAGUUUGAUAUCCACGACGACACAUAUGUGACGGGAUUCGAGAUUGCCGGCUCAGGGGCUUUGAGACAGGGCCACUGGAAGCUGGUGUUUGUGCCUGCACCGCGAGGACCGCAGGAGUGGGAGCUGUUCCACAUGAAGUAUGACCCUGGUGAGACCAGAAACCUUCGUUACGCGGAGCCGGCCAAGUUUGCCGAGCUGAUGCGUCUGUGGGAAGAGUACAAGGCGGAGGUGGGAUCCGUCGGCGUGGCGGGCGAGUUUCCCGAGGCAGUGCAAGGCCAGCGUGCGUCUCUCAAUGACGAAUUUGCUGACCCGUACAGCUGGAUCAAGUUUAUCGGUCGACCGAAUCUUGUGCCAGGACAUUUGGAACACAUCCGUCCAGCAAUGGACCCGACGGCUUUGAGCGAGGUAAUGAUCUAG
This is a messenger RNA of Akanthomyces muscarius, 1839 nucleotides long. RefSeq lists its product as uncharacterized. The record is from RefSeq and is a predicted model, not a curated record. The transcript has 3 exons. Lineage: Eukaryota; Fungi; Ascomycota; Sordariomycetes; Hypocreales; Cordycipitaceae. Bases 1 to 1839 code for a protein of 612 amino acids. Gene Ontology annotation, molecular function: arylsulfatase activity.